AAAUAAAGAAAAAUCCUGGAAUGAUUAGGUGUGUCCAAACUUUUGACUUUUACUGUAUUGUUUUUAGGAAGUAUAAGGUAGUUGGGACACUUGAGAAAACUGGGCAGACACAAGGCCAAGGUAAAACACAAAAAGAAAAGUCCUAAAAUGAUCAAGAUGUAGUGUUAAGGAUCAGGAUCAGACAUGCCUUAUUAUCCCAAAAUACUCCACUAAGGUGUGGUUGCUCAACCGCCUCCACAGUUAACACUCCAUAAUACUUUACUCCAGUCAGUCUGUUAGUCUGUCAUGUCCUUGCUAUGCCACCAAGCCGAGGCUUCGAACAGUAAGCCCCUACUAAUAAGAUGCAAAGCUCCAGUGUGUCAGGCAACAAUAUAUGAUUCAACCAGAACAGGAUUUAUUUAGACAGGGUAAAGGUCCCACUUAUAUGUGUAUUACUUACUUGGGAAAUUAGGUUCUGAUGUAAAAUUCACUGGCAUUUGGAAGGCUUGAUUUACAUGAAAAAGUAUUGUUACAUGACAAACAUAAGGAAAGGUAUUUUGCUAUUUACAGUGCUGCCUGUUCAGAAAAUAAAUGUUAAAUUAACCAGAUGGAUAAUGGAAAGCUGUGCACACAGCCAUGGAAGAAUUCCUGGAAGUCCUGGUUCACCAGGGGAAAAGCAAUCACAUUCCUGCCAACAGAUAAAAGGAUUACUCUAGCCUCAUGUCUGCUGUUUUCUGAAGCAGCUACUACUUUUUGCAAGACCAGGCAGCGGCACAAAUCUAGAAAGAGCAGGAGACGUUGCUGGACUCAGGUUCUAAAUUUAACCCCCCACCUCCCAUUCCCUCCCUCCCUCGCUUCGCCUGUCAUGCAUCUGCGGUGUUGGGAGAAGAGAUGGUUGAAAUAUGGUCUGCAGGAGGUCAGAGGGGUCUGGGGGUUGUGUGAAUGUGGGGUGGAGGGACAGGGAGGGAUGAGGUGCACGUCUAUUAUCUCAUUGCCGGACAGAAAGGGGAUUGGGUCUAGACAUCGUGACAAAAGAGGGUGGGUUAGUACUGUUGUGAAGGGGGGUUGCUCAGGAGCCCCACUAUUAAACGCAAGGGGUGAGCUAGGAAGGAGUGUGUAAGUUAUUGUUGGUUACUUUCUGGAAGAAACGUUCAAUCAGGAUGCCAGAGCCGGUCAAAAAAACAGUCUCAGCAUUUGCCAAGAAACCAAAGACUCAGGUGGCAGAGGAAGGGGCAACAGUGGUUUUUGAGACCGAGACAGAGAAGCCUGAUGCGAAGGUGAGAUGGCAGAGCAACACAAAGGACCUUGCCUCUGGCGACAAGUAUGUGAUCAAGGCAGAUGGAAACAAGCACUCACUUACCAUCCAAGCAGUCACCAAUGAGGACGGCACUGCCUAUGCAGUGAUUGCCGGAGGGUCAAAAGUCAAGUUUGACCUUAAGGUGAAGGAGAAAGAAGUCAUGGAGGAAGUCAAAUUGGAAGUGAAGGAGGAAGUGAAGAAGGAAGUGAAGGAGAAGGAAUGUGGGAGUCUAUUAGGUUGUAGACCUUUUUCCAGAGCCAUACUCACGUAUGAGCACAGUGUGAGGAGCACCGAGCACAGUGUGAGGAGCACCGAGCACAGAGGCCACCAAACACCAUAAACAUGUUUUUUGAACACUGAGCACUGUUUACUGCACUGCUGGUUGUUAUCGCCUUCAAUCACAGUCUGUUUUAGACAAUUACUUAGUAUGUUUCAUUUCAUCAAGCACAGAGCACAGUGUGUACUGUAACAUUACCUACAUAGUUGACCACACAGCAACCCUUUCAGCCUGGCAGUAGGAACUGUGUGUGGUUUGAUAAAAUGCCUGGGGUCAGAGAGAGAGAGUGGCUGUGGAGAGCUCAGACUUGGAGCAGCUCCAGCCUGUCCAGUGCUGCUGUGAUUCACAUCAAACCCUCCCUGAUGACCUUCACCCUGGCCUGACACAAACAGAUGGUUUCCUCAUGAGUAACCACAGCAGUGCUCAGGAUAGAUAGUCACAAGAGGCAUCUGACACCCGCACACAAAUACAUUACAGAUAGGCCCACUCAGAGCCAUCUACCAAAAGAUUGUCUAUUAUAUUGACAAGAUAGUCGAUUGACCACUCCAACAAUGGAAAUACAUGUCCUUUAAAGAUAGAA
Molecule: messenger RNA, 2133 nt
Organism: Salvelinus sp. IW2-2015
Lineage: Eukaryota; Metazoa; Chordata; Actinopteri; Salmoniformes; Salmonidae
Product: myosin-binding protein C, cardiac-type-like
Source: RefSeq, a predicted model, not a curated record